This is a messenger RNA of Monosiga brevicollis MX1, 1503 nucleotides long. RefSeq lists its product as uncharacterized. The record is from RefSeq and is a predicted model, not a curated record. The annotation marks the transcript as partial. The transcript has a single exon. NCBI's taxonomy places the organism in Eukaryota, Choanoflagellata, Craspedida, Salpingoecidae.
UACAUGCAGCCCUGGCUGCACAACGUACAGCACCUCGAAGGCAAUGUCGAUGUCCUCAUUUUGGGCCUUGUCAAAGUCACCAUUACGCAACCGGAGUUGUAUACUUCCCUCCAAGCCAAGGUCUGGUUCACCAUGGGCAAGAUUAGCACACUGGUACCCGGCAUCAUGCGCGCGUUUUUGAACACGGCGCGAGAAUGCGGUGCCGGUUCUGCUGAGGCAGAAAUCAUGGCGGACUGUGCCGUGACGCUCGCGGCCGCUAAUAAGGAGCUGGUCGCGCGCAUUAUCCUUGAUGAGGUUCUUGAAUGCCUGCGGCAGACGUCACAGGGCGCCAAGGAAAGCUUGCCGCAGCACCCAAGCUGGCCAUACCUUGCGGUCCUGACUCGCUUCCUCCUCACGCUCAGCUUCAACGACCGCCUGCAUGUGGAGAACAACCUGCCAGCGCUUUUGCACAUUAUAACCAUGCUCAUGGCUAGCGGCGGCCUGCAGGUGCGGGCCGCGAUUCACGCCAUUACCAUCAAUAUCCUGCAAUCUCUGUGCACAACGCUCACGCUGGACGCCGAACAGCUACGGCGCAUGCGCGUGCGCCUACAAGAGUUGACUAUUCCACGUACCUACUUGCAGUUUGGCAUCAGUGGAACCCGCGACUCUUCCGAGGCUGUCUUUCUCACUCGGGGGCGCAGCGGGCCGGGGUCUCUCCGCAAGCAAAAGUCCCUCCUGGAUGAUUCGGUGCGCGAUUUGAUUCCGCUCAAGCUGGAUGCCCUCCAACACCUCGUCAACAAUCUGUGGGAGACGCUGGAAGAUGUGGAGCCGGCCAACGCGCGCUGGCGCUCCGAAUGGCAUGCGCUGACCCAGGCAGCGGCCUUUCGCGCCAACCCGGCCCUGCAACCCCGGGCUUUUGUCACCAUGGGCACCACCUCGCGUCACAUGCCGCACGCCACCUUGGCGAAAAUUCUGGACAACCUGGCCACAGCGUUAAAGCGCCAGGACGUCGACCUCGUGGACAGCAUCAUGAUGGCACUAGCGCGCCUCUUGGCCGUUGUUGUCCCUCGCGAGUCGGGCUUGGAGUUUCACGCACUCUCCUUUUGGACGGCCGUGACCAUCCUGCACCUGGGUUCAGCGGCCCUCUUCACCUCUGCCUUGGCCGUGAUCGAGACCGUCUUGACCGCCUUUGAGGAUCAUCGCGUGGUCGAUGGACAUUCCUUGAUUCACGUGCUGGAGCCCUCGCGCGCACGCUGCCAGCAGCAGUUUGGCGAGCUCGAUGCCUCAAUUGGCAUGAGCUUUGCGGAUAGCUUUGAUUUUGCCAUGGCCGGCUCGCUGGUGCGGGGCCUGCAACACUCGCAACCGGGCACCGUCACGCGAACCAUCCGUCUUCUCUCGCAGCUACUCAACAUUGAGCGAGGUAUGCAAGCCCGCAAUAGCACCCGGCUGUCGCUGACGAGUUUCAAGGUGCGCCGCUCCAUGCUGGGGUAUUUGACGGUGCUGUGGCCCAUUGCUGACGAGGUG